GUCAUAUCCAAUAUGGCUCAAAAAAGUUCUGAUCAACAGAUGCUCACUUUCGGCGAUGAAACACUUUAUGGAGAGGUACCAGACGAAUUCGGGUCAUUUCAAGGAAAAGUAGAAUGUGUUGAUGAGACGAUAGGAGACUUAACAGCACCGCCAGAGUCACAGUGGUACCAUGGACGCUUAGCACGCAAUGACGCAGAGGAGCGUCUUCACGAGGCAGGCAAUUAUGGCUGCUAUCUGGUGAGAGAAAGUGAGAGAAAACCAGGUUCAUAUGUCCUCAGUCAUCUUGGAAAAACAGGAAUCAAUCACUUCAGAAUUACAGCUUUAUGUGGCAGUCAUUACAUAGGAGGUCGUCAGUUUGAUUCCCUCUCAGAUCUACUUGGAUAUUAUACCAACUGGUCUGACCUACUGAAGGGAGAGAGACUCCACUUUCCUGUACCUCCUCCAGAGCCAGUGGAUGAUAAAAAGCGACUCAUUGCAAUACUCCCAUACAGCAGAAUUCCAGAAACAGAUGAAUUAAGCUUUCACAAAGGUGAUGUGUUCAUUCUGCACCAUGAGAUGGGAGAUGGCUGGUUAUGGGUGACAGACAUGAGGACCAUGAAGAGUGGAAUCGUCUACCAAGAUCUCAUGGAGGAUCUGAAUGGCAAUGUUGAUCCAGUGGAGGCCAUAGAUUGUUACCAUGGUGAUAUCACUUUAAAUGAGGCUGUUAUGAAACUUAAAAAAGCUGGACAUCUGAGCUACCUUGUUCGAUCCAGUGAGCACUCCCCAGGGGACUACACUCUCUGCUUUCUCACACCUGACAAAUUAGAGAGAUUUCGCAUAGAAAAGCAAGGACGACAAUUUCAAAUGGGAGGACGAUACUUCAACAGUUUAGAAGAAAUCAUAAACAGAUACCGCAAGGACAUGAUAAUUGAUGGUUACACACUUGGAAGGCCAGUUUGUAGGGUAAGGAGGGCAGACUCCGUGGCUUCAAUCCAAAGCCAGAUUUCCAUUGGUAAGCUUGAUAAGCGUGAUGUGUACGCAGGCAUGAGGCAAAGCAGUGGCUCUAACUUCAUGCUGUCCAGAGACACCAUUGUCAAAGCUGGCUUCAUGUUGAAAAAAAGUUCAAGAAGCAAGAAGUGGAAAUCAAUGUAUUUCGUUCUCAAUGCAACCCAACUACAACUCUUCUACUUUGAAAGUGAAAAGCGCUCAAAACCAAAAGGCCUCAUAGAUUUAAACUAUGCAUCUCUAUACCCAGUACAUGAAAGCUACUAUGACAGAAGGAAUGUCUUUCAGCUUGUAGUUCAAGCUUUAAACCAUUUCUCCAUAUACUACCUCUCAGGGGACACGUCUGAAUCAGCUCAGGAAUGGAUCAGUGAGCUGAAGCCUUUCUGUGUAAACACUAAAUCCAAGAAGCAACUGACUAAGAAGCAAUCUGGCGCCUCUCUUAAGGAAUUCCGCAGUUUACAGGUUGAAAUAAUUGAAGCCCAGAAAGUGCCAGUGAAGCAGCUGUCACAUCCGUACUGUGUGCUGUCCAUAAAUGAUGUGAAAGUGUGUCGCACUCAGACAAAGGAGAUUUGUGCCAAUCAGACCAGUGUUGUUUGGGAGGAAGAGUUCUAUUUAGAGGAUAUUCCACCAGAUAUUGACACAUUUACAGUCACAAUAAGUAACAGAGGACGUAGGUCUAAAGACACUGAUGUAGUGCAAUAUAGUAUGCCACUGACGAGCCUACCAAAUGGAGAGCAGUGUGACGAGUGGCACAUGUUGUCCCCCAUCAACAUGCAGACUAAGAGUGAAAUGGGAAAUAUUCGGCUAAGGGUCAGAUUUCUCCAUGAGGUCAUAAUGCCUUUGAAGGAGUACACUGCACUGAAGGAGCUGAUCUUGGCCAAAGAUUUCUUGGCAGUGUUUGCCCUGGCAGAGAUAAAGACCACUGAUAGGAUCCCCCUCGCAAAGGCACUACUCAGGGUGUUCAGGCAUGAGAAAAGGGAACAACUUCUGUUAAAAACCAUGAAUGAAAUGGAAAUUCGCAAAGAAGACACAGCUGCCACUUUAUUCCGGGCGACUUCACUUGCCACAACACUGAUGGACCAGUACAUGAAAAUGACAGCUUUGGGUUUUGUCACAAGUGCCUUACACGACUCUAUACUAAAAAUCACUGAAAGUAAACAGUCUUGUGAAAUCAACCCAGACAUGCUGGACAAUCAGGCAGACCGUGCCAACAAUUUGGACCUCUAUAAAUAUUUGCUCACUGAUACAAUGGAAUCCAUCUUUAGGUCCAUAGACACAUGCCCUAUAGGCUUACGCUAUUUGUGUGGUUGUCUGCAGCGAAGUGUUGAUGAAAAAUGGCCAGAAGACACAAGCGUACGUACAAGAGUAGUCAGCGGUUUCAUAUUCCUACGUCUUCUCUGUCCAGCCAUUCUGCAUCCAAAGACAUUUAACCUCAUAACAGAGACACCAUUAACAGCAUCCUGUAGAGCCCUCAAGUUAAUCGCAAAAAGCCUUCAAAACUUGAGUAACCUUGUUGAGUUCGGAGCGAAGGAACCAUACAUGACGGCAAUUAAUCCAUUUAUCGUAACAAACAAAAGCAGAAUGGUAGAAUUCCUAGACAAAUUAUCGAAUGUUCCUGAUCCACCAGUUGUGACAAGUCACUUUAAGACUGACAUGGCGCGAGACCUUGCAACCAUUCACCAGAUCUGCCACACCCACCUUGCUGAUGUUAAACGCGUUUCUCAAACCCAGACGUUGCUCAAAAAACUUGUUGUUGCCACAGAACUCUUAACCAAAGAGAAUAGUAAUUCAGCCAACACAAAGUUAAAGGGAAAUUCUUAA
Owenia fusiformis is the source of this 2805-nucleotide messenger RNA. The record is from the annotation of a GenBank genome assembly. NCBI's taxonomy places the organism in Eukaryota, Metazoa, Annelida, Polychaeta, Sabellida, Oweniidae.